AAGCGGUAAUUAUUCUUAAGGUGCCGAGGUGUCGUGAAGCAGGCCGCAAUGGAGUAUGCACACAAUCUGCUAGACGUGCUGCGGAUACUGCCUGUGGACGCGCGGGCGGCGGCCUUCGGCGAGUCGUUUUCGCGGAGGCUCGCUGGCUGCCGCCUCGCCUGCCGCGAUCUGCAGCAGCUUCAUGACAGCAGCAUCACGCAUGUGCGCCUGCAGCCUCCCGCAAAGCAGCAGCCCGGGCUCGCUUCGCCUCUUGCGAAGUUUGUUCGCUGCAGCCGGCUCGACGUGCACGGCGCCUGCUACAAUAUCGACCCAGUGAGCUGCACGCUAGCUGGCACCACACCUGCAGCCAGGGAGCGGAUAACGCACCUUGCUGUCAGCGGCCGGGUGUCCAAUAGGCUGGUCGGAGAGGCUGUGGCGGCGCAGCUCCCCUCAUUGGAGGUGCUGGAGCUGGUGUGUAGCGAGGGCUUCGGCGCCUGCAACCAGCAGGGCGGCAUCUGCCGCAUUCUCGGCGGCGGCCUGCCGAACCUGCAGCGGCUGACCCUGGCGCAAGCGACGGAGGCUGACCUGGCGGACUUGGGUGCUCUGGCUGCCUGCCCCCAGCUGCGAGAGCUCGCCCUCCCCACGCCGCUGACCGGUGACAACGCCAACCCCAUGCGCGCUGCGCUUGAAAGUCUUGCCCAGUUGCAGCGGCUGGAGCGCCUCAAGCUCGGCAUGAGCAUCUUUACAUGCUCCAGCGGUGCCCAGCAGCUGUUAACGUCACUGCUGGCCAGCCGCAGCCAUCGCCCGCCCCAGCUGCGCACCCUCAUGCUGGUAUGGAGCCAUAACGCGACACCGACGCUGGAGGUGGCCUUCGCGCCGAUGUCAGGCACCCGCGCGAAAGGGGCGAAGGCGGUGGGCUGGGGCAUGAGUUGCAUUCACCUGGGCUUUGGUUGGAUUCAGCGGGCUGAGUCAGUGUUUGUGCCGGCGCUUCUGGCAGCCGCGGACAGCCUGAAGCAGCUUACCAUCCCUCAGCUGAUCAUAAGGGAGCACUACUGGACGCUGGCACGUGGUGCUCUGGAGCCGCAGGCUGCCCUGCCGCGGCUACUGGCCCGCUGUGAGCGCGUGGAGGUGGACUACCUCCCUUCGGUUUGCGAUUCAGGCUUUCGCGACCACCACAGCCGGUCAGUCGAGCUGCUGUCGGCGGCUCGACUGAUGGGGUGGCCGCGUGUGCUGGAUCUGCGGCACGGCGCUUGGCUGUGCCGCGAUGCAUUGCUCGGCGUCACCGGCGUCACAGCAGAGGCGGCCGCGGCGGCUACAAGCACGGGCACUGCUGCACAGGGGCCGGAUGGGCGGGAGCUGGGGCUGAUGCCGCAGCAGCUUGGCCAGGGCAGCGGCACGGGGGAUGGGCACCGCAGCGGCGGCGUUGCUGCGAGCGUUGGUGGUGGCCGGCCGCCGCUGCACCUGGACACCGCUGGUCCGGGGGAAGUGCUGCGGGAGGUGGUGGAACGGCUGUGGGUGGGUGCGGUGCGCGCCAACGGUGUCGAGGAAUCGACGGGCGGUGGUGCCAAUGAUGUCGACAGCAGCUUUGCGUACGAGGGCGCGGCGAGCGGUAGCACCAUGAGCACAAGUGGCAGCGGUGGCACUGACAAUGUGGAGCCUCUGUCGCCAGGCCUGUUGCUUCUGCGCGGCAAGCUGCCGCCUGCCCCAAAACGCAGCAGCCUCCCGGGACAAACCAAGCGUGACGCGGACUGGGCGGGCUGGGUGGAGAACGCACUCAGCUCGUGCUUCGCCGCACCCAUGGCGUGGCGGCCGAGUUGGCAGCGCCUGCCUGACAACCUCCACAACUGCAUCCGUGACGGCACGCACGUCGUGGCGCCAGCGACAGGGUGGCUGCUGCUGGAAUGCCGCUCGCAGGCGGACGCGGAGUUGCUGGCCGCGCUGGCGUCUGCCUCUGGAGGCGCGACCCGCUUGUCGGCGGUUGCGGUUCCGCCGGAUGCUGGCCGAUCCUUCGUAAGCGUCCUCAAGUCGCAGGUUCUUCAGGUGCUAAUGGAGCUGUGGGCCCGGUCGGGAGCGCCCGGCGCCACUGGUGGAGGCGCAGCUGGCAGUGCGGGUGCCAGCGGCGGCGGCAGCGGCGGCGGCAGCACCACCUCCAGCACCAGCACGGGCCGAGCUCCGCUGCGUGGGACCAGCAGCCGGGUUAGCCGGGUGAGCGAGGGGGUGCUGGGCCGGCUGCAGCGGCUGGUGGAGCUGGACCACGGCGUGCGGGGGCUGUGGUCAGAGAUGCAGUGUCAGCGGCCCGUCAGGCUACGGUUGCGGCUAUGGCUGCAAAGUUGCGGCGUGCAUGUGCGCAGCGGAGGGGGCGAGCAAGGCCACGUGGAGGAGGAGAGCGCGGCGCCGCCCGAGAAGCAGCGCCGGCGCGCAGGUUGAGGCCGGCCGGUGUCUAUUUAGGGUCUUUGCUGGCGAGCAUAGCACAGCACAAUAUGUGGUAGGCCGCAGCAGUAAGGAGUGUUGCUUGACAGCGGGACGACGUGGCUGGACACAUUAUGGCGGGCCGUGCCUGUACGAAUUGAUCCCGGCUAU
Molecule: messenger RNA, 2559 nt
Organism: Chlamydomonas reinhardtii
Lineage: Eukaryota; Viridiplantae; Chlorophyta; Chlorophyceae; Chlamydomonadales; Chlamydomonadaceae
Exons: 4
Coding region: 49-2406 (785 amino acids)
Source: RefSeq, a predicted model, not a curated record